UUCAGGACGAUGCUGUUCUGCAGGAAAUAUCCGGCUAACAAAUCAACACGUGUACAGCGAUUACAGCCCGUGCCUUAGCGCCGCACGUCUCACGCGCUCUAAACCGCACUACAGCAGGACAACGUUUUCGCAGUCUGUAAUUUCCUAAAUCCAGCAGUAUUGCUGCUUAUACUUAUACGAGUCUUGUAUAAUACAAGGUGUGCAUUGAGACCGCAGGCCAGUCUGUUUGCAUAAGGUAUUGAAAGUAAAAAGAGUGAAAUGGAAGAGGCGCAGAUUGAGCUUUUUUCCGAAGACUGGGAAGAAACUCAGAAUGAGUGCUAAUGUUACUGUCUUACGUUAAACAUGGUCACCGACAGAUAAAGGGCCUCCAUUAAGGGCCCUUGCAUAGUUUUCCCGAAAGGGCAGAGAUGCUGUAAUGCAAAGGGCAGUGAAACCAAGCAGAGCGGAGGGAAUCAGUCCUGCUUUGCAUCUCGUCAGUCUGUCACGGAGGUCUGGCCCGGUGUCAGAUAGGGUGGUGUCUGUCCGGUAUCAGUCAGGAUCGGGGUACUGGUCCUAUGGAGACGACGAGGAUUCUUACGCACGUAGAUACAAAGGAACCCCAUGGUGCGCUCCCAUAAAGGUGAAGCACGGGUAUGUCAGCUGUCGCUCCCCACGGGGGGAGCACUACCUGAACGUGAUGGGUGCCCGCUGCACCAUCCGCUGCAAGAAGGGCUAUGAGAUGCACGGCUCCAGCGAGGUGCUCUGCAUGGCCAGCAAGCGCUGGUCUGGCAGCUAUGCUUGCCGAGAGAUUCGGUGCCCAAAGCUGGACAUGCCGGCCAAUGGAGGAUACAAGUGUUCCGACGGCUCCUACUUUAACUCCAGGUGUGAGUUCUUCUGCUCUCCGGGUUACACGCUGAAGGGGGAACGUUUCGUCACCUGCCUGAGCAGCAAGACCUGGAGCGGAGGACAGAGCACCUGCGUGGACAUCGAACCUCCCAAGAUCAAGUGUCCCAGCAUCAGGGACAAGACGGCAGAUCCGGGGAAGCUGACGGUGCGGGUGACGUGGGACACGCCGGAGGGGAAGGACACAGCCGAUGGCAUCCUGACGGACGUGAUUCUUAAAGGAAAUCCACCUGGCACCCGCUUCACCGAAGGGGACCACAAGAUGUCGUAUACGGUGUACGACCGUGCGGGGAACAAGGCCUCCUGCAAAUUCUCAGUGCGGGUUCGAGUGCGGCGCUGUGGCCCGCUGACUCCGCCCGAGAACGGCUACAUGAAGUGUGACAGCGACACGGACAACUAUGGUGCCACCUGCAUGUUCUCCUGCAUGGGCGGGUUCGAGCUGCAGGGGAGCAGCGCCCGCGUGUGCCAGUCCGGCCUGACGUGGGCCGGCGCCGAGACGACGUGCUUACCCAUGAACAUCAACGUGGGUGUCCGCUCCGCGGCAGCGCUGCUCGACCAGUUCUACGAGAAGAGGAGGGUGCUCAUCGUGUCUGCCCCCACCGCCGCCAACCACUACUACCGCUUCCAGAUGGACAAUCUGCAGCAUUCCCAGUGCGGCCUGGACCUCCGGCACAUCACAGUGAUAGAGCUGGUGGGCACAUACUCGGCACAGAUCGGCCGCAUCCGACACAGAAUCAUCCCUCCCGCUCUGGCCCUACAGCUCAGGCUGCUGCUGCAAAUCUCCCAGAGCAGCUACAACAUGGUGCUGCUGGACAAACAGGGCGUGGACAAGAUGCGCUACACCUUUCCCAUCACGGCCGCUGAGCUGUUCACCACCAUCGACACCUUCCCGCUGCGCAAGGACGAGAUGCUGCUGCAGCAGCAAGCUGGCCAGAGCUGCCAAUCCUAACCCUCCUGGCCAUGUUUCUCCCGCCUCUGCUCCUCUCCGAUUGGCUGGACCACUGUGGGGGUGUGGUCAGGAAGCCUAUGUCCUGCCCUCCUCCCCAAUAACAGAGACCAGCAAUGAAGCGACCACAGAUUUAGAGGACCAGCUUGGAGGUGUGGUGUAAACUUGCAGCUUGCAGUGUUCUUUACCACGGGACCUAGCAGAGUCACUGCUAUUUGCCUACCCUCAUCCUUGUCCCCACCAUGUCGCAUGGCCAUUAACAUUCGCACCAAAGGCAUUCUGGGUACUCAGUAUGCAUGACUUUUGGAAUUGUUUUGUAUGCCUCGUAUUCAUUUGGGGUUUUUAUUAAGAUGGAAUACGGUUUUUACCUAUUACAGUUCUCUGAAAUUCCAUGCUAAAGUCAUCCAUGUAAUUAAUAUUUAUGUUUUUACAAAAUUAAACAUCACAGAUCUUAGAUAUUACGAAUUUUUGCUGUUGGAUUUGCGGCUGUGGCUUCUACUGGUGCAGAGGUGUUUCUGUGACAUCAAGAAAUAAAGUAUCUCUGCUCAGUG
Messenger RNA from Paramormyrops kingsleyae, 2379 nucleotides. It is a transcript of the gene srpx, whose product is annotated as sushi-repeat containing protein X-linked. Lineage: Eukaryota; Metazoa; Chordata; Actinopteri; Osteoglossiformes; Mormyridae. The record is from RefSeq and is a predicted model, not a curated record. Gene Ontology annotation, biological process: phagolysosome assembly.